Molecule: messenger RNA, 780 nt
Organism: Prosopis cineraria
Lineage: Eukaryota; Viridiplantae; Streptophyta; Magnoliopsida; Fabales; Fabaceae
Product: thioredoxin F-type, chloroplastic-like
Exons: 3
Coding region: 23-529 (168 amino acids)
Source: RefSeq, a predicted model, not a curated record
GCACGGAGAGAUCAAAAUCAACAUGGCUGUGCUGAACCUCAGUCUGGGUGUUCCUCCUAAACAACCCGCGAGAUGGGUUGCCUCUCCCGUCUCAUCUCCUCCGAAUACGCUGGUCAUGCCCCGCGGUCCUCGCCUCCCUCGCGGCGCUUCCCCUCUCACGCUCACCGUUCGCUCCAGCUUUGAUGCCGCUACCGCUACUGUGGGCCAGGUCACCGAGGUCACCAAGGAUACCUUCUGGCCCAUUGUGCGUGCCGCCGGUGAUAAGACCGUCGUCCUCGACAUGUAUACUCAGUGGUGUGGUCCUUGCAAAGUUAUGGCCCCCAAAUUUCAAGAAUUAUCUGAGAAGUAUCUUGAUGUUGUCUUCUUGAAACUUGAUUGCAACCAAGAGAACAAGCCCUUGGCAAAAGAGCUUGGAAUUAGAGUGGUUCCGACCUUUAAAAUUCUCAAGGACAGCAAGGUUGUAAAAGAAGUCACUGGGGCUAAAUUUGAUGAUUUAGUCUUUGCCAUCGACAGUGUUAGAUCGAGCUGAAAUAUGUAUCUCUAAAAAUAUGAUAGUGAGUAUUCAUCGCAAUUGUAAGUUGAAGGGAAGCUUAAGAAACUUAUCCUGAUUCACAUGGAGUGAUACAGUCAGCAUUCAUGCAGUUUUAAGUUUUUAAGAAAACUCAUCCCAAUUUACAGGGAGUGGUGAUCAACACUGCCCAUUCUUCCCUAGUUAUGUCAUUGCAUACUUAUUUGGCUGUCGAGAACCGAAAUUUUUGGAGAAUUCACAUUUUGAUAUCA